Molecule: messenger RNA, 945 nt
Organism: Vitis riparia (riverbank grape)
Lineage: Eukaryota; Viridiplantae; Streptophyta; Magnoliopsida; Vitales; Vitaceae
Product: ethylene-responsive transcription factor 4
Exons: 1
Coding region: 72-707 (211 amino acids)
Biological process (GO): regulation of DNA-templated transcription
Molecular function (GO): DNA-binding transcription factor activity; DNA binding
Source: RefSeq, a predicted model, not a curated record
CCUCUUCACUUCACCUCCACCGGCACAUCUCUACUACGUUUUACUACUCUCACGUUUCAAUCACCUAACAAAUGGCUCUCAAGGAUAAAGUGAAGGAAGGAGUUAAGGCCAAAGAGCCGCAUUUCCGGGGAGUGAGGAAGAGGCCAUGGGGUCGCUACGCCGCCGAGAUUAGGGAUCCCACCAAGAAGAGCCGUGUCUGGCUGGGAACCUUCGACACGGCGGAGGAGGCCGCCAAAGCCUAUGACGCCGCCGCCCGGGACUUCCGGGGCUCCAAGGCCAAAACCAACUUCCCUCUCCCCAACGAAGUCCUCCCCAUCCCCAACACCGACAACCUCACCCGCAGCCCCAGCCCCAGCAGCACCGUCGAGUCCUCCAGCCCCCACGCGCCUCUCGAGCUCGACCUCACGCGCCGCCUAGGAAGCAGCGACGGUGGCUUUCCGUUCCAUUACCAGCCCCACGUUGUGAAUUCCGCUGCGGUGGCAGGCGUUUGGCCUCACGCGCGGCCAGUUUUGUUUUUGGAUGCUUUUGUCGGGGCGGAGGGGUUCCGAGUCAACCCGGUUACAGUCGCGUACGAUGGCGGGUUUGGGAGCCCGGUUCAGAGCGAGUCGGACUCGUCUUCUGUGGUGGACUCGGUCCAGCAUGAGAGCAGUGGGGCAACGAAGGUUCUGGGUCUGGAUCUUAACUUCCCUCCACCCCUGGAGGCUUGAUUUUACCUGGAGUCUCCAAGUUUCUAACCGCUAGCGGCUAAGCUUAUAUUAAUAUUUUUUAUUUUUCAAAUUCUAGGACAAAUAUGAGAAUGUUUGAUGGUCUAAACUACAAAUAAGUGAUGGACCUUUUUUGCAACUAUGAGAAAUAAUUGUGAUUUCUCAAAGUUGUUCCUCUUGUAACUUCUCACAGAUGUGUUUUUUCAAUGAUCAUAAUUAAUUUAAUCAUAUUAUUUUCCAA